This is a messenger RNA of Apaloderma vittatum (bar-tailed trogon), 1334 nucleotides long. RefSeq names its product receptor-type tyrosine-protein phosphatase T-like. NCBI's taxonomy places the organism in Eukaryota, Metazoa, Chordata, Aves, Trogoniformes, Trogonidae. The transcript is spliced from 6 exons. Gene Ontology annotation, biological process: protein dephosphorylation. The annotation marks the transcript as partial. The record is from RefSeq and is a predicted model, not a curated record. Gene Ontology annotation, molecular function: protein tyrosine phosphatase activity.
ACUCUCAAUAUCGUGACACCGCGUGUUCGGCCCGAAGAUUGCAGCAUCGGUCUUUUGCCAAGGAACCAUGACAAGAACCGCUGCAUGGAUGUGUUGCCCCUGGACCGGUGCCUGCCUUUCCUCAUCUCAGUGGAUGGAGAAUCGAGUAACUACAUCAAUGCCGCGCUCAUGGAUAGCCACAAGCAACCUGCUGCCUUUAUUGUAACCCAACACCCUUUGCCCAACACCAUCGCAGACUUCUGGAGGCUGGUGUUUGAUUAUAACUGCUCCUCGGUCGUGAUGCUGAACGAGAUGGACGCAGCACAGCUCUGCAUGCAGUACUGGCCAGAGAAGACAUCGUGUUGUUAUGGCCCAAUUCAAGUAGAGUUUGUUUCGGCAGACAUUGAUGAAGACAUCAUCAACCGGAUAUUCCGGAUCUGCAACAUGGCCAGGCCUCAGGAUGGAUAUCGCAUAGUCCAGCACCUGCAGUACAUUGGCUGGCCGGCGUACAGGGACACCCCUCCUUCCAAACGCUCCCUCCUCAAGGUGGUCAGAAGGUUGGAGAAGUGGCAGGAACAGUACGAUGGGAGAGAUGGACGGACUGUUGUCCACUGCCUGAAUGGUGGAGGACGCAGCGGCACCUUCUGCGCCAUCUGCAGCGUGUGCGAAAUGAUUCAACAGCAAAACAUCAUUGAUGUGUUCCACAUAGUAAAAACAUUACGGAAUAACAAAUCCAACAUGGUGGAGUCACUGGAACAGUAUAAAUUUGUAUACGAGGUUGCACUGGAAUACUUGAGUUCCUUUUAGCCCAGCGGAGGGAGGGGAGCCUCUGAAGUGCCAGAUCCUGGUCUCUGGCAGACACUUCUCCCCUCUCCCACACUGGAAGGCAGUGACAAGUGUGGGAAGGAAAACUUCUCCUCCCCGGAGCAAGAGACUGAGACUGAGAUUGCACAGACCUCGCUGGAAGGAGUAGACGAUGCCUGUUUUUGCUGCUGCCUGCUUUCUAUCAGAACAUCUACUGCUUCUUAAAUAACCUACUGUAAAAAUUAGCAAAAUGGGAGACGGGCUGAAAGACUGGACUCUGUAAUCCCCUCUGACUCCUUCUUUUCUCUUUUGGAUUGUAUUUUUGCUGUCCUUGCUGCAGAGUGGGGAAGGAAUGAAACCCUUAGGAAACGCUCUUCUAAAUGUCUCCUUUUUAAUUUAUAAUUUUGUUCUCAAAUCCCAGUCUUUAAUUUUUUAAUUUCAUGCAGCAGUCAUUUGGGAAAAAUGAGAUAGCCAUAGGGGAUAUAUGAAAUGCUUCGUUACAAUUUGCCUACCUUAUCUGUUUCCUUUUAUUUGUUUUUCCAAAUGAAAAG